Molecule: messenger RNA, 375 nt
Organism: Erythranthe guttata (spotted monkey flower)
Lineage: Eukaryota; Viridiplantae; Streptophyta; Magnoliopsida; Lamiales; Phrymaceae
Source: RefSeq, a predicted model, not a curated record
AUGGGAAGGCAAAACAAGGAUCAUGCAGUAGUUGGAUCAUCGAUCGCACUAUUGCAAGAGAGAUUUAAGCAGCUGCAGAGAUUGAAAGAGAUGAGAGAAGAGAGACAGCUUCUCAGUCUUCUGCCUCAAACAAAAGAUUGUUAUUAUUAUGAAGAGCCUUCGGAAAAGCUAAUAAUAAGCACUAGCUUUUCAACUUCUGAUCAAUCAGCUUUGCGGGACCCACUUGCCCUCGGACUCAAUUCCCAUGCCCGUGACGACGUGGCACAUUUUCGAGCAAUUAAACCUGCUAGGCAGUUUACUUCUGCUACUGCAAGAGGGGCCCACAGCAGUUUCUUCGAAAAAACUGAUGUUGUCGAUACUUCUCUUCGUCUCUAG